Messenger RNA from Miscanthus lutarioriparius, 1986 nucleotides. The record is from the annotation of a GenBank genome assembly. Lineage: Eukaryota; Viridiplantae; Streptophyta; Magnoliopsida; Poales; Poaceae.
AUGAGCGCCUGCGGCAGCGCCGGCGUCGGCGGGGCCAUCAUCCCCUCGUCGCGCUUCCUGCGCCGCCGCGCCGCCGUGCGGGACCUGGGCGGGGACGCGGCCGGCGACGCCGACGCCGACGCCUUCUGGACCGCCGCGCCCCGCCUCUACGACUUCUCCCAGCAGCGGCCCGCGCGGCGAUCUCCCUCGCCGGAGCCGAGCAGCCCGUGCCUGCUCGCCCGGAAGCGGCACGUGGAGCGGUCCCCGUCGCCGCCUCCGGCCCCGCGGCGCUCGCCGGCGUCGGGCGGGACGACAACGACCUGCCUGCUCUCUGCCCUUCACCGCACCUGCGUGGGGUGGGGCGUCACGAGGCGCGCCGAGUACCCCAGCCGGCAGCAGCACCGCCCGGGUUCCCCCACCGCUUCUGGACUCGGGAUGCGCGUGCACCAGCUGGCGGCGGCUCGGUUCGUGGACGAGGACGAGGAGAGCACCAGCGGCGCCGUCAAGAGGAGGAGCAAGUGCCUCGGGGUGGUGGUGGGCAAGAACGAGCAGCAGCAGGAGGAGGUGGCGCCGGCGGCGGUUGGUCAAGAUCAAGAGAGCGGCCGUGAUGAGGAGGAGGAGGACAAGCCCGUGGUGGACAAGGCGAGGAAGGCCAGGAGCAGGAAGAGGGCGAGGUGGAGCGUCCUGCCGCGCCGGCGCCGCGGCGCCGCCAGGCGCGCCAAGAAGCCCCCCCGGGUCGUCAAGGAGGAGCAGGAGACGUCAGGCGAGGCGGCGGACGAGGACGUCAAGCCCGCGGAAGAGGACGUCAAGCCCGCGGUCGCGGUGAAGGCGGAGGAGGAGCCGAGGGAGGGGAAGAGGGCGGCGGCCACGACGAGUGGACGUGCCCCCGACGCCGCCAAGCGCGCCAAGAGGACGACCCCUGCGAAGCAGGAGGAGAAGAAGGGGGAGGUGGCAGCGGCGGCGGCGGAGAGCAAGCCCGCCAUCGCCACUCCCGACCCCGCCUCGCCGCGCGGCAAGGUGGACCGGUGGUCGGCGUGGCGGUACGCGGCGGGCGAGGCGACGCUCGUCGACAUCCUGCGCGAGCGCGGCGCCACCGCCGGCAAGCCCGUGCCGCGCGCCGACCUGCGGGCGCGGGCGCGCCGCCACAUCGGCGACACCGGCCUCCUCGACCACCUCCUCCGCCACGUAGCAGACAAGGUCCCCGCCGGCAGCGCCGACCGGAUCCGCCGCCGGCAUAACCCGGCCGGCGGCCUGGAGUACUGGCUCGAGCCCGCCAGACUGGCGGCCGUGCGGCGGGAGGCUGGCGUCGAUGACCCGUACUGGGUGCCGCCGCCCGGGUGGAAGCCCGGAGACCCCGUGUCGCCCGAGGCCCGCACGCUCGAGGUGCAGAAGCAGGUGGAGGAGCUCACCGGCGAGCUUGCCGUCGUAAAGAGGCAAAUGAAGCGGCUCGACUCCAAUCUGGUGCAAGUGAGCAAGGAAGCCUACAUCUCAUGGAAGGUAGCUACCCUCAUUGGUGUAAAUAUGUUGGAAAAAGAGGUGCUGUCCUUGGAGGAGAAGUAUGAGAAUGCGGCACAGGUGAAUGGGGAGCUGAAAGAGCUGCUGCUGUUACUGAAGGAUAAGUAUGAUACUGUGCUUGAGAAGAAUGAGAAACUGGAGGGCCAGAUGGUUGCUCUGUCCACUUCUUUCCAGUCCAUGAAGGAAGAGUUGCUCCUGCAGAGAAUUGAAGAACAGCCUCUUCUGAUGCUAGCGCAAGAGCCUUGGGAAGGUGACAAGCAAGAAGCCGGUGCGAACAAUGCUUUGCUCCUCCCCUCACCAGCCUUGCCAAUCCAGGUCCAGCCUCUGCCAUCAACAACCAUGGUCAUGGGCGACCUCAACCUGCAGCUCCGGCACACGGACACGUCGUCGUCGUCAUCAGGACCAUGCGGUGCCAAGGCGCUGAAGCUCGACGCCGGAGCUGGAGGUGUCGAGGUUGGCACCGAUCUGGUCCUGGCGACUCCCACCUACUGA